Molecule: messenger RNA, 1678 nt
Organism: Scleropages formosus (Asian bonytongue)
Lineage: Eukaryota; Metazoa; Chordata; Actinopteri; Osteoglossiformes; Osteoglossidae
Product: ribonuclease inhibitor-like
Exons: 4
Coding region: 409-1542 (377 amino acids)
Molecular function (GO): protein binding
Source: RefSeq, a predicted model, not a curated record
UUGAGGUUUUAAAGACAGCAGUUUGUAAUUAAAGUUUUUGUAUAGGAUAUUUACUGAACAAUUGGGGUUGAGUUCUUUGCUCAAAUGGGUCUCCCUUGGAGGUCUAGCAAGUUGCUAGGAGCUGAGCUGAAUAGUCACGAAAGACUCAUCGUAAAGGCUGGAUUUUUUCAACAUCAAGAAUAAAGUAUGUGUAAAGAGGCUAUAUGACAAAACUCUGUGCUCUUUUGUUGUUAAAUGUCAUUAGUUCAUAAUUUCUGAUGAUGUACUCUCAAUAAACUCUUUCUCAGGUGUUAGUCUGAUUAUAGUUGGAAGUUGCAUUAUAUUUACUUAUUUUCUUUCAUUCUUGUCAUUACAGAUCAGAUGUGAAGGAUUAACCCACAAUUCAUUAUCAUUUUUGUUUAUUUAAAUAUGCCUGAAACUGAAACCAUCUGCCUUGCUCCACCUUGCAGGUUAGAAAAUUGUCAUCUCACUGUCAAGUCCUGUGAAACUGUGGCCUCCAUUCUCCAAUCGGCUAACUCACACUUGACAGAGCUGAAUCUGAGCCACAAUGACCUGGGGGAUUUGGGUCUAGAGAAACUCUGCGUUGGACUGAAGAGUCCAAACUGUAAACUGGAGUCAUUGGACCUCAGCUUCAAUAAACUGAAUGCAUCAGGGAUGAAGCUGCUCUCUGAUGUAUUGAUUGGUCCACAUUGUAAACUACAGAGUCUGGAUCUCAGUAACAAUGACCUGGAGGACUCAGGAGUAAAUGUCCUCUGUCAGGCACUGUCAAACCAUCAGUGCAAACUGAAGACCCUGAGACUAUCGGAUUGUAGAAUCUGUGAAGAAGGCUUUUCUUCUCUGGCUUCAGCUCUACGUUCAAACCCCACAUACCUGGAACAGCUGGAUUUGCACAACAAUCGCCCAGGAGGCCCAGGAGUCAUUAAUGCACUAAAGGACAACAGUUUGAAUUUGAAAGACUUUAUUAUUGACUCUGUUGAAGAACUCAGAUCAAACCUGCAGGAAUUUGUCUUUGAACCCAUGCUGGACCCAAAUACAGCUAACAAAUAUCUGUCCAUCACUCAAAAGAACAGAAAGGUCACAAGAAAGAGAAAAAGGGAGGAAUAUCCCAAUCACUCAGAGAGAUUUUACCGCUGUAACCAAGUGCUGUGCGGAGAGGGUCUUACUGCAAUCUGUUACUGGGAAGCUGAGUGGAGUGGAACUGCUGUUUAUAUAGGAAUGGCCUAUAGAGGCAUCUGUAGGAAUGGAGCGCUUGAUGCCAUGCGCCUUGGAGACAAUGACAAGUCGUGGUCUUUAUUCUGCUCUGCUGAGAGGUUCUCUGCUCAUCACAAUAAAACCUCUUCUGACAUACCGAUACCCCAAUCCAGGUCUUGUAGGGUAGGAGUGUAUCUGGACUGGGCGGCCGGCACUCUGUCCUUCUACAGCGUCUCCUCGGACACACUGACUCACCUGUACACUUUCCACUCCACAUUCUCAGAGCCCCUCUAUCCAGCAUUCAGGCUUUUAUCUCCUAACACAUCAUGCUUUCUGUGUCACCUGAAGUAAAGAGAUCUUUAUGUAAGUGGAAUAUUAUUGUAAUCCUGCACAAGAUAACAUAUAGAGCUUAAUGGUCAGCAUGGAGUGGAGGGGUGCGGUGGCGCAGUGGGUUGGACCACAGUCCUGCUCUCCAGUGGGUCUGGGG